CCAGAGCAUGCCCUGGUGAGAGGGCUCCUCUAGGGGAGCCCAGGGCGCUCCGGGAGCCUGCUGGUUUCGGGGUGUCUCCUCCCGGGGCGCUAUGGCGGCGUUGGCCAGUAGCCUGAUCCGACAGAAGCGGGAGGUCCGCGAGCCCGGGAGCAGCCGGCCGGUGUCGGCGCAGCGGCGCGUGUGUCCCCGCGGCACCAAGUCCCUUUGCCAGAAGCAGCUCCUCAUCCUGCUGUCCAAGGUGCGACUGUGCGGGGGGCGGCCCGCGCGACAAGACCGCGGCCCAGAGCCUCAGCUCAAAGGCAUCGUCACCAAACUGUUCUGCCGCCAGGGCUUCUACCUCCAGGCGAAUCCCGAUGGGAGCAUCCAGGGCACCCCAGAGGACACCAGCUCCUUCACCCACUUCAAUCUGAUCCCCGUGGGGCUCCGCGUGGUCACCAUCCAGAGCGCCAAGCUGGGUCACUACAUGGCCAUGAACGCCGAGGGGCUAUUGUACAGCUCGCCGCAUUUCACAGCAGAGUGUCGCUUUAAGGAGUGCGUCUUUGAGAAUUACUAUGUCCUGUAUGCCUCUGCUCUCUACCGCCAACGUCGUUCCGGCCGGGCCUGGUACCUAGGCCUGGACAAGGAGGGCCGGGUCAUGAAGGGAAACCGAGUCAAGAAAACCAAGGCUGCUGCCCACUUUGUGCCCAAGCUCCUGGAGGGUGGGUAUGGGCUCCAGAAAAGUGGCCAUGUACCGGGAGCCUUCUCUCCACAGUGUCCCCGAGACCUCCCCUUCCAGCCCCCCUGCCCCUUGAGCUGUAGUCCCUGGACUGGAGGCUCCCUGCACUUCCGGCGAGCCAGCCACCGCCCACAGCCUGCCUCGUAGCCCUGCGCCAGGCCCUGCUGCUCUUCCCCGUUACCACACACAUGCCCUAAGCAGCCAGGUCUCACCAGGUGCUGCGCCCCGAGGGAGCUUAGGGGCUGGCCGCCGCCGGGACUUCCGGGACUUCCGGAGUUGCUGAGUUCUUAGAUCCUGGGGCCUAGGAGAGGUUCCGAGGUGGGGGUGCCUGACAUGAUCCUGGCUGACCACCUAUUUCUUUUCACACUAACUCCUCCCCCUCCAAAGAACCCCACUUUUCCCCGAGAUGGCGCUGGGGUUCCAAUGAUAAAGGGAGGGAGUUAAUACUCCUUCCUCGCCCUGGCUGAGCCAGUUUCUGAAGCCAUGCACUGUAUUCUCCUUUACAUUGCCACGAAGCCAUAGCUUUCCAGGUUGCGCCACUGGCACUCAGAACUAGUUUCCUUUUUUCCCAUUCCACCUCCUGCCUUGGUCUGGACGGGUUCUGAUCCAGCUGAACACCCCAGCCAGGGCCCUUCUGUGUGCUGUAUUAGAACCCAGGCAUGGAUCCUUUAAGCUUUGAUGGACCCCCCUGGUUUUUUGUUUUUUAAAGAAGAGGCUGAAUUCGAGCCCCCUAAUGUCGCCACUGGCCUUGGUCUGAAGUGGAACCAGCCUCAGGUCACACCACAUGUUAAACCUUCGGAUCCCAGAGACACCCAGUUCUAGAGCAUGGUGUUCUAGACCUCUUUGGAGCCAUACUUCCUCCUGAAUCUCAGCUCCAGGACACGGACCAUGACUCUCAGCCCUUUUUUCCAGGAUGGGACUAGGGCCUGUAUAGCCAUAUUAUUGUACUAGAGUCAGUUCUAAACCCACUCCUUCACUUCCUCUAAUGAUUAUUUAAGAAUGAGCUGUGGAUAGAACUCAGCUAUGAUUCAUUAAGAACUAAUUGGUUCUGAGCUGUGCUUAGUAGCACAUGCCUGUAAUUCAGCACCUGGGAGACUGAGUCAGAAGGAUUUCAAGUUGGAGGCCAUCGUGGGCUAUAAUAGCAAAGCCCUGUCUGAAAAGCCAACACACACACACACACACACACACACACACACACAGAGAGAGAGAGAGAGAGAGAGAGAGAGAGAGAGAGAGAGAGAGAGAGAGAGAGAGAGAGAAUGCUUACUACUACUAAUCAGUACUGAAUGAAUCAAGAACUAAGAACUACUGCUUGUUUUUCCUAGAUAAUUUUUUAAAAAUCCCCUUCCCUUUAGAAUGCUAACCUCACUUUUACAUGGUUUCUAGUUUUAGCAUUCCAACCGGGGUUCUGCCAGGGAAACAAGAGUCUCGGGAAAGGUACAGGAAUUCUGGAAGAAUAUACCUGGGGCAGCUCAGAGGAGGAAAAUGGCAUGCUUUGAUUGAAUUUGCGUCUGCCUUGGGGAGACAUGAACACUUAGCUACCUCAGCAGGAAUUCCUUCCAGGUCCCUUCUAAAGCUGAGGUCCUUUGCUUGAUAUGGUGUGGUGCGUUUGUGAGGUGGAGGAAGGAGAAUUGGGAAUAAAGGGCUAGCCUGGGCUACAUAGGGAGUUCAAGACCAGCCUGGGCUAUGUGAGAGCCUAUCUCAAACAACCACAGAAAACUGAGGUCUGUCAGGAUAAUAACUCCAGAAUAAGAAAGGACAAAUAGGGACAGCCUUGAUUUCCCCCCUCCCAGCAAGGAGACCCCCCAACUCAGCAAUAAGUCCAACUUCUCCCUCCUACAGGUCAGGCCUAGGAAAUGAGGGGCCUCUUGGGCUCCCAGACCUCAUAUAUCCCCAGAGCUUCUAAUUAUAGAAUUUACUUUACCUUACAGCUUAUAACCUCAGCUGAAUUUUAAGUACCCAAAAAGGACCUGACAAUGGGGACCCUCUAGUAAUCUACCCUCGGGGUAGAUUCCGAGCCUAGCAGAUGUAGGUGGAAAGGACUACGGAGGUCCUAAGGGAGAGGCUAGUUGCACAAAGGCAGGUCACUUUUCCUCAGGCCCUUUUACUUCUUGGCUUGUUGCAAGAGAUGCCCCCCCCCCGUCCCCCCCAACAGACCCCGCUCAGGCUCCGCCCAUCCCCUGGCUCUGCCCUCGGGGGGGACUGGGUCUCCAAGCUUUCUCUAAUUAAAGAUGAUUUGUACAA
Molecule: messenger RNA, 2959 nt
Organism: Peromyscus leucopus (white-footed mouse)
Lineage: Eukaryota; Metazoa; Chordata; Mammalia; Rodentia; Cricetidae
Gene: Fgf11
Product: fibroblast growth factor 11
Exons: 5
Coding region: 92-862 (256 amino acids)
Biological process (GO): animal organ morphogenesis; positive regulation of protein phosphorylation; regulation of cell migration
Cellular component (GO): cytoplasm
Molecular function (GO): fibroblast growth factor receptor binding; growth factor activity
Source: RefSeq, a predicted model, not a curated record